UCCUGUGUGUCGUAACCAGACGUUUCACGGCCGUGUCCAGCCCUUCGAGCUCGUAUCUUCAUAAUCACACGCCUCGCCGUUUCUGCCUUAGGGAUCAGUACCAGAAGAUUGCAAGGACUCAUGGCGAGGAUAAAACCUCAAGCUCUCUUGCUUCAGAGCAAAAAGAAGAAGGGCCCAAGCCGUACUAGUGCUGCAACAAUUGUUAUGUACACACUCAUUGUCGCUGUAAUGGUUUUUUUUCUGUUUGCCACAUACAGGCACUGGUCGAGAAGGUCCAUGCUCCAAACAGAUGUAGGUGAGGGUGAAAGUCUUUUUGCAGGGCAGAAGAAAUCUGAUUUUGCCAAAUAUGCUCUCAUACAUACCACAAAAGGCAUGAUAACUGCUGAGCUUCAUAAGGACAGUUCUUCCGAUGUUGUUGUUGACGAAUUUAUUGAUUUGUGCGGAAAGGGACACUUUAAUGGGAUGCAAUUUAUCCAAGUUGUUAAAAACUUUGUUAUUCACGGAAGUAAGGUGGAAAGACAGGAAACUACAAUAGAAUGGACGUCAAGGGUAAAAAGUUAUGCUCACCUUGACACAAGCCUGAAGCAUGAAGCAUUUAUGAUUGGUACAUCCAAGGCAAAACAUGAGGUUGGAGGAUUUGAUAUAUUUAUAACAACUGCUCCAAUUCCUGAUCUGAGUGAAAAGGUUUUAGUAUUUGGGCGUGUCAUCAGGGGUGAAGAUGUUGUUCAGGAGAUUGAGGAAGUGGAUACAGAUAAUCAUUAUCGCCCCAAAACUGUUGUAGAGAUCACUGGAAUUACUGUCCAACAGAACCUUUGAUGGCUGUGAUGAGAGCCCAUCAACGCCCCCCUCUCUCCCCACCACUCCUAUAUGUGUGGGACUUAUCCGCAACUGUACCAGUUAUUUUUGUUUUUCUUUUUGUUUUGUUUGUAAUUUGCUCAAGUUUUGCCUGUUGUCUUUUCGGGUAACAUGAUGCACCUGGUAACUAUGCACUGCACUAUCCUUUGUUUCUUUUUACGGUUUUCAGUUGUAGUAUUGAAUUUUACACGCUCUAUUUUGACUACACUUUAUUAUUGAUGAAUGGGAUUUUGUUGAAUUUGAUCUCAUGAAAAUCUAAUUUUUUAUGUUUGUACUAA
Cuscuta europaea is the source of this 1133-nucleotide messenger RNA. The record is from the annotation of a GenBank genome assembly. NCBI's taxonomy places the organism in Eukaryota, Viridiplantae, Streptophyta, Magnoliopsida, Solanales, Convolvulaceae.